This is a messenger RNA of Drosophila obscura, 2541 nucleotides long. It is a transcript of the gene Ifrd1, whose product is annotated as interferon-related developmental regulator 2. The transcript is spliced from 5 exons. Lineage: Eukaryota; Metazoa; Arthropoda; Insecta; Diptera; Drosophilidae. The coding region runs from base 771 to 2054 and encodes 427 amino acids. The record is from RefSeq and is a predicted model, not a curated record.
UCGUCAAAAUCGUAAUCAAAGUGCUUAACAUUUUUGCAUUAUUUUCAAUACGCAGAGCUUUCGAAAGCUACAACCGUCAAGUCCAGUGCCAUAAAAACGCUGGCGAGAUAAAAAAAUAAACUGAAAUAAUACCACUAAAAAAACCCCAAAGCGAACGCAGAGGAAUUUCACCAUAGCACAAAGAACAGGGCAGUGGCUGCCAGCGCAGAAUUCAAUUCAUUGCAAUUAAACAUGAAAUUUGCUGCAACGCCAUCCAGAGCACAACAUUUUUGUAGUAUCGCCCAGCCAGAAGAGCCCAAACAGCCGCACACCUGUAUCAAUAAAAUACGAUCGCGUCCAGUGUCGACCUUCAUUCCACAACUGCAAUCCAAACGCCGCGUGCAACAACACCGCCAAAGACAAUUGUGUAGGAUUUCUAAAAAUUGGAAGCAUCAAAGCUUUUGCAUAGCUGCGUCCUGAUCAAAACAUCUUUUGAUCUCUAGACUAAAAGCCAACUAAAUUUAAUUAUAACCUAAAUUCUUGAGACAAAAUCAAUAAAUCGGAAGGAACACGUGCGUUGCGUUCCGUUGCCGCCAAAGCGAGUGUAGACAUUUUGUGUGGUGUCGUGUAGACUUCUCUGCGGUCAGAGUCGGAGGACACACUCGGCUACAGGGCAUUUUUUCCCGUUUGUGUUUGUGUGCAACUGAGCAGGCAGGCCGACAAUACCAACGAAAACGUCGUCGUUUUCAAAUAAAAUUCGUGAGAAACGCAAAAUCAAAAACAUCAACAGUAUGCCGCGACGCAACAAGAAAUCAGGAGGAGGACAAGGCAAAGGCCGGACCAAUGACUCGAAUUCCGAAGACGAGUCCUUUGAUAAUGUGAGCGUCUAUUCGCACGUGUCGGAGGUUGCCUCCUCGGAGGCCAACGAUGACCUGGCCAAUGAGCGUUUCGAGGAGAAGUUCGAGAAGGCCCUGGAGCAGGCCACCGAGAAGUCGGCCCAGACCCGUGUGCAGGCCCUCCAGGCCAUCUGUGAGCUUCUGAUGCACCGCUAUAUGCCCGAUUUCGUGGAGGACCGCAAAAUGACGUUGAUGGACUUUGUGGAGAAGAGCAUCCGUCGCGGCAAGGGACAGGAGCAGGUCUGGGGCGCACGUCUUGCCCCCUUGCUGGUACUCCAGAUGGGCGGUGACAAGGGCAUCUCCAAGGCCAUGGACCAGUUUCUGUUGACCACCGUUCAGGACAAGUCCAUCGGCUUCGAUGCCAGAGCCAAGUGCGUCUCGGCCCUUGGAUUGCUUAGCUUUUUGGGCUGCGAGGAUGUCGCCGAACUGGUCCGUCUCAUGCAGUAUAUCGAGGCCAUCUUUGCCGGCAGCUAUCUCCGGGGCGACGACAAGACCCCAGUGUCGGUCACCGCCGAAGCGGGAGCCCUGCAUGCCGAGGCUUUGAGUGCUUGGGGCCUGCUUCUGACUCUCAUACCACCGGGUGAUUUCGUGUCACUGAUGACCACCGGAAAUAACAUGUUCCCAUCGAUCAAGAAGUUCUUGGGGCUUUUGCAGUCCCCACAUUUGGAUGUCCGCAUGGCCGCUGGCGAAACCAUUGCCUUGAUACUGGAAUCGGGCCGUGCCCACGAUGACGACUUCCUUGAGGAGGAGAUUGCCGAACUGAGCGAGGCUGUCAAGCAGCUGGCCACCGAUUCGCACAAGUAUCGGGCUAAGCGCGAUCGCAAGGCUCAGCGUGCCACCUUCCGGGAUGUGUUGCGUUAUCUAGAGGAGGACAUUUCUCCGGAAAUCAACAUUCGCUUUGGCACAGAGUCUUUGACACUGGAUGCAUGGUCCAUUCACCAUCAGUAUUCGGCCCUGUGCACAGUGAUGGGUCCCGGCAUGACCUCCCAGCUGCAGGAGAACGAGUUCAUACGCGACAUAUUCGAGCUGGGAGCGCGUCCCACCAACACUGGCAUUAAUGGCAAUGCCAAGAUCAAGCCGACCAAACUGGAGCGCCAUCUGGUGAAUGCUGCCGCGUUCAAGGCCCGCUCCAUUUCGCGUGGCAAGAAUCGGGACAAGCGAUCGGCCGUCGUCACUUAAAGCUGGAAAAUCAAUCAAAAAAAAUCAAUCACCCCACAAAAUCCCAACAGUGAAACACUCUCAAAACAAAACAAAACAGAACGAAUCCUCUCAAAAUCCCAUAGCCAACGACCCGACCCGCUAGUUGAAUUUUUUCUAAUUUUAGCUUGAACAGGGCAUAGCAUAGCCAAAGCUAAAACUAAGUCUAAAUUUAGGAUAUGUUUCUGGAAAAUCAACAAAUGCAACAAAAUUGGAAUAUUUAUAAACACUGAACACACGAACGGGCCAUUAUUAUUAAAUAUUAGCGCUAACACGAUAUUAAAUUGUGUGUGUGUAUGUAUCGAUCUGAAUUAUUUGCACUUUUUUUUGUUAUGUAUAUGAAAUUUAGCAUGUCUCGUCGUAUAACCCCCCUUUUGGGGUGCAGGGGCGGGGCAUGCCUCUUACGUUGUUGAUCUUGAUUUACACUAUGAAUAUACAUACAUACCUAAAUAUAUAUACAAUCUAAAAA